Caenorhabditis auriculariae is the source of this 216-nucleotide messenger RNA. The record is from the annotation of a GenBank genome assembly. Lineage: Eukaryota; Metazoa; Nematoda; Chromadorea; Rhabditida; Rhabditidae.
AUGAGCGACUCCGGGGCAACAAUUAGAUGCAAUUCAACGUGGGAGGAAGUGGCAGAGACGUCGGAGGCCGGUCGAUACUCGGGCGAGGCUCCGGAGUCUCGCCAAAUAUCAUGUCUUCACCAGGCUUAUUAUCUUCUCUCCAAAAACAAUGCCGAGGGGACUCCCUCCUGCCCAACUUCUCCCGCCAAAAUAACGACGCCGUUCCGUCGGCUCUAG